CGGGUGACCUCAUGAUAUUCAGUCGAUUAAUCAACCACCGAAGUUGAAGCUUCAGUCAUGCGCUCUCCCAACUGAGCUAAAACCGCUGUUGGAAUCGUCAGGCCCACUCUUCACUGUAUCCACCGCUGGUGCCCUGUUGUUCACCACGGAGACCUCUCCAUUUUUGCCCCUCUUUGAAACCGUUUGUCGGAAACCAAAAACCGCACCCUGAGAUCUCUUAGAAAUGCCCCUUGUCGUUCCUCACUCUGGGCCCCGGGUCAUCCUCGGGUUGAUGACCUUUGGCCCCGAUGAGAAGGAAGGCGCGCGAAUUACCUCGCUCGAUGAAUUCAAAAAGUGCCUGGAUUGCUUGACGGCCAAUAAUUUCUACGAAAUCGACACCGCGCGAAUCUACGUUGGAGGCCAACAGGAGGCGUUCACUGCCCAAGCCGGCUGGAGGGAUCGAGGCCUCAAGAUUGCUACGAAAUGGUAUCCGCGCAACGCCGGUGACCACAAGCCCGAAGUGAUCCGCCAGAACUUGGAGAAGUCUUUGAAGGAAUUGCAGACGGACUGUGUCGAUAUCUUCUACCUACAUGCUGCUGACCGCUCCGUUCCGUUCGCUGAGACCUUGGAAGCCGUUAACCAAUUGCAUAAGGAAGGGAAAUUUGUAGAAUUGGGCCUGAGCAACUAUACCGCCUUCGAAGUGGCGGAGAUUGUCACAAUAUGCAAUGAGCGCGGCUGGGUGCGGCCAACGAUCUACCAGGGCAUGUACAAUGCAAUCACACGAUCCAUUGAGACCGAAUUGAUUCCUUGUUGCAGGCGAUACGGAAUAGAUAUCGUCAUUUACAACCCACUUGCUGGAGGCCUAUUUUCGGGCAAGUAUAAGACUGCAGAGAUUCCAGCUGAUGGGCGAUAUAGCGACGUCAACGCACCCACUGGACGCUUGUAUAGAAGCCGUUAUUUCAAGGAUGCUACAUUUGAUGCCCUCAGAAUCAUCGAGCCAGUUGCACAAAAGCACAACUUGACUUUGAUUGAAAUUGCGCUGCGCUGGGUCUGUUACCAUUCUGCUCUGAACAUCAAGGACGGCGGCAACGACGGCAUUAUCGUCGGCGUUAGCAGUCUCAAACAACUGGAAGGAAAUCUGGCAGACAUUAAGAAGGGCCCAUUGCCUGAGGAGGUCGUUGCUACGCUGGAUGAAGCAUGGCUUGUGGCAAAACCCACGACCACAAAUUACUGGCACAAGGAGCUUAAAUACACCUACGAUACGACCAAAGCUCUUUUUGGUCCCAAAUAGAUGAUCAAUCACCAUCUAGAAACCCAUAGCUUACCUUAACAGUUGCCAAUCUCUCAAAAGAAUUGCAACUUUUCUCUCCUUAAUGCUUUUCGUCCGAUUCAUAGUGGUUCGUCGACUACGGAUCAGGGAAUCCCGUUGAGUUUGAAUAAUGACGUAACGGAGCUUAUACCACGUUUGCCAAAUAUCCAAGCUUAAUUUGGAUACGCAAAAAAAAAAAAAAAGUCAAGCCCU
Coccidioides immitis RS is the source of this 1501-nucleotide messenger RNA. Its product is annotated as aldo/keto reductase. The transcript has 2 exons. NCBI's taxonomy places the organism in Eukaryota, Fungi, Ascomycota, Eurotiomycetes, Onygenales, Onygenaceae. The record is from RefSeq and is a predicted model, not a curated record. The coding region runs from base 224 to 1270 and encodes 348 amino acids.